This is a messenger RNA of Podarcis muralis (Common wall lizard), 2075 nucleotides long. Its product is annotated as putative acyl-CoA dehydrogenase 6. The record is from RefSeq and is a predicted model, not a curated record. Lineage: Eukaryota; Metazoa; Chordata; Lepidosauria; Squamata; Lacertidae. Gene Ontology annotation, biological process: fatty acid beta-oxidation using acyl-CoA dehydrogenase. Gene Ontology annotation, cellular component: cytoplasm. Gene Ontology annotation, molecular function: flavin adenine dinucleotide binding; acyl-CoA dehydrogenase activity.
CUCUUUAGCUGCCCUGUCGAACAUGGCUUUGCGCUGGGCUUCUGCGCUAAGGCGCAAAGAGGCAGCCAAGUCGCUGCUCCUCUUGCGCGGGGCGCAAGGAAGCUCUCCUCGCAGCCGGAGCAGCAGCGCUGCCGCCGUGGCCGGGUCCCCCUCCGGAGACCACCUAAUAUACACGCAGGAGCAUUUCGCCUUGAGGGAGUCUCUGAGAAAGAUUAUUGACAAAGAAAUCAACCCAUUUGUGGACAAAUGGGAAGAAGAGGGACAGUUUCCAGCACACCAAGUUUUUAAGACGCUGGGGAAAGCUGGAUUCCUUGGAGUGAAUAAGCCAACUGAAUAUGGCGGCCUUGGCCUGGACUUCUCAUACAGUAUUGCAGUGGCUGAAGAACUGGGAAAUAUUCGCUGUGGAGGGGUUCCCAUGGCGAUUGGAGUACAAGCUGACAUGGCGACACCUGCCCUUGCAAGAUUUGGAUCUGAAGAGCUGAAGAGAGAAUUCCUUGCCCCAAGUAUAGCUGGAGAUGUUGUGGCUUGCUUAGGAGUCAGCGAACCUGGUGCAGGCUCAGAUGUUGCAAGCAUCAAGACGAAGGCUGUAAGAAAAGGAGACGACUAUAUUAUAAAUGGUGGCAAAAUGUGGAUUACAUCUGGUUGUCAGGCAGAUUGGAUGUGCUUGCUGGCAAACACUAGCGACGGACCACCUCACAGAAACAAAUCUCUUCUGUGUCUGCCGAUGAAGCUACCUGGUGUUCACAUUGCUAAGAAAAUCGACAAGAUGGGCAUGCGGUCAUCCGACACAGCACAAAUCUUUUUUGAAGAUGUCAGAGUUCCCAGAAAAUACCUCAUUGGGGAGGAAGGAAUGGGCUUUACAUACCAGAUGUUGCAAUUCCAAGAGGAGCGAAUGUGGGGAGUAGCCAACAUUUUGAUGCCACUGGAAAAUGCGAUACAAGAGACGGUCGAUUACACUCGCCAGCGUAAGGCAUUCAACCAGCCAAUACUUCAUAACCAAACAGUGCACUUUCGUCUGGCAGAAUUAGCGACGGAGGUGGAACUCCUUCGAUCUUUACUCUAUCGGGCUAUUGCUCUGUAUAUCUGUGGCAAUGAUGUGACCAAAUUUGCAUCCAUGGCUAAAUUAAAGGCAGGGCGUCUGGCUCGGGAGUUAACAGAUAGUUGUCUCCAGUUCUGGGGAGGAAUGGGGUUCACUAAUGAGGUGCUUGUGAGCAGACUCUACAGAGACUCUAGAUUGCUCUCCAUAGGAGCUGGUGCUGAUGAGGUCAUGCUUUCUAUUAUAUGCAAGUAUAUGGACAUCUUACCAAAGAAGUAACUCCCAGGACUCCUGCUGAUCUCUGCUUACAUUUCAGUAAGCUGAAUUGGGAAGAUUCUGUAAGAGUUACUUACCUUGAAUGUUCUUAACAUUCAUGUUGCUGGGAUUGUGCCUUAUAUGGUAAUACCAUACCUAAUCAUUGCCAGAAACACAUGCAACCUUAUUUUACCUCAGAUAUUAUAUGGCACGACCUAUACUCACUCUCUGGUUGGGCAAAGAUGGACUACUUCUCUGGCUAUUCUUACAAAGCUAAAACAUUUUAAAUACGUCACAAAAACCAGAGCUUUGAGCAGUAGCUUCUGGUGAAAGAUUGUUUUUUCUGGACCUGCUUUUAAUUGCUGUAGAAGUGCAAUUGUUUAUUUGCUUUUAAAUUCCAUAUAAUAGAAGACCCUCAUCAUGUGUCAAGUUUCUUAAAUGCCUGUGUGAAUCCUCUCUGCUCCAAGGGAGGCUUCCGGCAAUUCCUCAAUUGGAAUAGCAAAGUAUUGAUUGCACACCUUUGUGUGCACAGCACAUAUCUAGGCUGCUCCAGAGUAAUUGUUUAGGUUUAUUGUUAGCGUAGCCGUUUUCAGCAAGGAGACAAUUAAAAUGGGUAAUUCACAGAACAUGUUUCAAAGCAAACCCCCUAAAAUUCCAUCUGGUUGGCUAAAUUAGUGUAAUUUGUUAACGCAUCUGACAAUCAAGAAGUGGUAAUUGACUUUGCAAUAAGUUGCAAACACUGGCUCUGUACUAAGCUGAAUAAAACAUAUUUUUAAAUUUUGAA